Insectozyma verbasci is the source of this 2325-nucleotide messenger RNA. Lineage: Eukaryota; Fungi; Ascomycota; Pichiomycetes; Serinales; Debaryomycetaceae. The record is from the annotation of a GenBank genome assembly.
AUGUCAAGUUCAGCAGCAGCUACCUUGAAUACUCCUGCUUAUACAAUUACUUCACAUCCAAUUAAACAAUCUUCAAUUUCAGUUGCUGUUAGAGUUAGACCUUUUACUCAAAUUGAAAAUAAUAAUUUAAUUAAAUCAGAUCAAGAUGAUUUUUAUUUUGAUGGUUCAUUAGCUGCUUUAAAAGAAAGAAAAUUAAUAAAUCCAAUAGGUAUUAGAAAUAUAAUUAAUGUAGUUGAUGAAAAAAUGUUAAUUUUUGACCCACCUGAUACAAAUCCAUUAAUGAAGAUGCAAAGAAACGCAUUCCCCAAUAAAAGUUCAAGAAUUAGAGAACAUAGAUUUAUAUUUGAUAAAGUAUUUGAUCAGAAUCUGUCUCAAGAUGAUGUUUAUAAAAAUACUACAAGACCUUUAUUAAAUUCAAUUUUAGAUGGUUAUAAUGCAACUGUUUUUGCUUAUGGUGCAACUGGUUGCGGUAAAACUCAUACUAUCUCAGGUGUACCUCAAGAUCCUGGUGUUAUAUUUUUAACAAUGCAAGAAUUAUAUUGUAAGAUUGACGAAUUAAAAGAUACAAAAAUUAUUGAUGUAAGUUUGUCAUAUCUUGAAAUUUAUAAUGAAACAAUACGAGAUUUAUUAAAUCCAGAAAUUGAUUACAAAAAAUUAAAUAUUAGAGAAGAUUCAAAUAAUAAAAUACUGGUUUCAAAUUUAACAAGUCAUAGACCAAAUUCUGUUGAUGAAGUAAUGGAUUUAAUAAUUAAAGGAAAUCAAAAUAGAACUUGUAGUCCUACAGAAGCUAAUUUAACGUCGAGUAGAUCUCAUGCAGUUUUACAAAUUAAUGUAGUACAAAAGAAUAGGACUUGUGAUGUACAGGAAGAAAAUUUAUUAGCCACUUUAAGUAUAAUAGACUUGGCUGGUUCUGAAAGAGCAGCAAGUACUAAAAAUAGAGGUGCAAGAUUAAAUGAAGGUGCAAAUAUUAAUAAAUCUUUAUUAGCUUUAGGAAAUUGUAUUAAUGCAUUAUGUGAUCCAAGAAGAAGAAAUCAUGUACCUUAUAGAGAUUCAAAAUUAACAAGAUUAUUAAAAUUUUCAUUAGGAGGAAAUUGUAAAACUGUUAUGAUUGUAUGUAUAUCACCUUCAUCUAAUCAUUAUGAUGAAACAUUAAAUACAUUAAAAUAUGCUGAUAGAGCAAAAGAAAUUAAAACAAAACUUAUACGAAAUGCAUCAACUUUAGAUCGUCAUGUUGGAUCUUAUUUAAAAAUGAUUACUGAACAAAAGGCAGAAAUUGAAGAAUUAAGAAUGAGAGAGAAUAAUGUAGUUGAAAUGACAAAUAAGAAACGAGAUGAAUUACAAAAUAAAGUUUUCCGAUCAUUAUUUGAUAGUUUAUCAUCGACAAAGAAAAGUUUAACCAAAUACAAUCAAGAUAAAUCAAGAAGAUAUUUUCUAUUAGCCAAGAGGAAAUUAUUAUUAUUACAAAAAAUUGAUGCUGAAGUAAUAUUAUCAACAAAGUAUAAUAAUAGUGAUGAAUUAAUAUCAACAAUUUAUAAUCUUUGUGAACAAUUAGUAUCUAAAAUUGAAUAUCAGUUACCACAAUUGGAAGAUCAAUAUCAAAAACCUUCUGAUAUAGAACAUAUUUUAAAUGAUUCUGCAAAAGCUACAUUAAAACGAUUACAAGAGGAAGAUGGAUGGACAGAUUAUCAUACUUUAUUUUUUGAAGAACAAAUCAAAUCAAUGAGAGAUAAAUAUCAUACAGAUUUAUUAUUAUACUCUUCAAUUUUAUUUGAUAGUUUAAUUCAUGAUUUAAAAGAUUUUCUUUGUUUACCAAAAACAAUAUCAAAUUUACUUUUAAAUCAAGAUUAUACAAUAUUAAAUCAAUUAGUAAAUGAUCUUGAAAAUUUAGUAAAUGGAGAAUUUGAUACAACAAUAGACAAUUAUGCAAUUAAUUAUUUAAAACAACAAUAUAGUGAUGAAGAUUUUAUGAUGAUUGAUGAACAACAACCUAAAAAGAAGCCAAGAGUAACAACACCUAAAUUUACACGUAAAUCUAAAAAUUCACCACUUCGUGGGGAUAAAAAGAAAUAUUUAAAAUAUGAUUCAAUGAUUGAUUCAAGUAUUGAUGAUAUUUCAUUUGAUGAGUCUCCUAUAAUUACUGAUAGUAUGAUACAACCAUUAGAUUUAAAUUUUGAUCCAAUGUUGGAUUCACCACCACUGAUUAAAAAUCCAUCAAAAAUUAAAAAGAAAUCACCUCAACUACUGAAUAGAAAAAUUUCAUUAAAUUUAUCAGACUCAAAAUUACCAUUAUUAAAUACUCAGGCUGCAUCAAAGGUUAAUAAAUAG